This is a messenger RNA of Sipha flava (yellow sugarcane aphid), 1743 nucleotides long. It is a transcript of the gene Dlish, whose product is annotated as SH3 domain-containing protein Dlish. Gene Ontology annotation, molecular function: protein binding. NCBI's taxonomy places the organism in Eukaryota, Metazoa, Arthropoda, Insecta, Hemiptera, Aphididae. The transcript is spliced from 7 exons. The coding region runs from base 306 to 1442 and encodes 378 amino acids. The record is from RefSeq and is a predicted model, not a curated record.
AUCCUUGGAGGCGCGCGUGAGAACCGAAAGUAUUUUUGUUCCCAGAUCAUAAUAACGAUUAUAAUUAUCACCGUUCCGGAAACCUGUUCGGCCUGUGCCGACGACGGAUAAUAAUAAUAGUAAUAGUAAUAAUAAUAAUGAUUGAUUGUCGAUAAAUAAUUGACAUCGGUAGUUGACUCCUCGGCUCGGCUUUUCCCCGUUCUGCUGUGUCCCGCUUUUUCACGGACUUUUUUCUCCGAAAAUACGUUCCUCAGACGACGUGAACGACUACUGUCUCACCCGACUAGUAUGCGUGGUACUCUGUAAUGGCUUUUCUGUGUCCCGUGAGAAUACGCCGAGGCAAGAAGAAAAAAAGUGGUUCGACUAGUGACUUGGACAAGGAAGUAUUACGCGGAACCAACGUAAAUGGACCUGUACCUGGUAUGGGACGCAUCACAGGUAGUGCGUCUAUCGAAACAUUGGUGCGUGUUGGAAUCGAAAAGGAAAAUGGCCUGUCACCUGAUAGCAAAAUGGUCGUACUUCAUGAUUUCACUCCAUGUGUCGAUGAUGAGUUGACAGUGAAACGAGGCCAGAUAGUCAAUAUUUUAUACAGGGAGAAUGAUUGGGUGUAUGUAAUAGCUGAAGAUAGCCGCCAAGAAGGUUUUAUACCUCAUUCGUAUUGUACACCAUUUAAUUCACAACUUGGGGAAAUAGCUUUGAAUAAUGUGAAAAAGAAAUUGCCACGAGCACCAGCUGCAACACCAACAGAAACAGUUGUUGAAGUUGAAAUUAAUGAACAACAAAAACAUGGUAAUUGUGGUGAUUUAUCAGAUUGUGAAAGUUUUGGUAAUAAAACUCAUGAUCAAAAAAUGCAAAAUAAGCAGAACAUUAAUAGCUCUAGAGCAUCAUUACUAAGUGCAUCUUCACAUCCUGAGAUUCGACCAUUUUUCAAAGAUCCUGCAGGACGAUAUAUUGUAUUAUAUACAUUCAUUGCAAGAGAUGAAAAUGAUGUAAGUGUCGAGAGAGGAGAAUUUGUAACUGUAUUGAACAGAGAAGACCCUGAUUGGUAUUGGAUUAUACGUAGUGAUGGACAAGAAGGUUUUGUUCCUAGUGGCUUUGUCUAUCCAGCUGAUAUAAUACAAGGGCAUAUAAAUCAAAUGAAUAAUAAUCAAUGCACUGGUACUACUAAUACUGGAUUACCUCCAGUAACACGUGCACGACCACGUAGGAAUUCUUGUGUUGCCGAUGAUGAUCCAGCUAUUCACGGUACAGAAAUGGUUAUGUUAUAUGAUUAUAAGCCUCAAGCACCAGAUGAUUUGUCAGUAAAACGAGGCGAAUGGAUUUAUGCAGAUCUAGAUAAUCAAAUGGUUGAAGGCUGGUUAUGGACUUAUGCUCCGAAAACAAGAAAAUAUGGAUUUAUACCUAAAGCUUAUGCUCAUCCACCAGCUAUGACGAGUUUGUAAAAUAAUGGUUUGGCAACUGAUAAUUUUAGCAAAUUUCUAUCAAAAAAUAUUAUUUUAAGUAUCAAAUAAGAACUCUAAAGUCAAAUAACUAACUAAGUCAAUAAGAAAUUCUAACACAUCAUUAUUUUGUUAACAAAACUUAACUUCCUUUAUCUACUAUUUUUCUUAUAACUUUUGGUGAUCUUUCAAAACCAAUAAUUGUGAUAUUUUAGAGGAUAAUAGGAUUGGUAAAGAUUAAUUAUUUAGGUUUAUAUUGAUCACUUUCUAUUCAUAUAAAUCAAAUUAUUUAACCGGUCAAAUA